This is a messenger RNA of Cylicocyclus nassatus, 283 nucleotides long. Lineage: Eukaryota; Metazoa; Nematoda; Chromadorea; Rhabditida; Strongylidae. The record is from the annotation of a GenBank genome assembly.
AUGUCAAAGAGCCAGUCAUGUCAGUCGGAAUACUGCCUACCCACUGUGAAUGAUUCCGUGAAAAUAAAACUCUCCAAAGAAUCACCCGCGGAGGUUGAAGAAGCACUAAAAAAUGCAGACAACGCGAUUGACACUCCGCUCCCAUCAGCGAGACCAUCAGAAGCAGCGUUUGAGCUGAGUGAUACUCUUCAGUUGGUGGCGAAUAUGCCGAAUGUUCAAGCUUUCAACGAAGCUGUUGACAGACGUAGUACGAGAACAAACAAAGCAUAGCAACAUAAUAACC